GAAACCCAUCAGCCUCAAAUAAAACUCAUCAGCGCCCUCCAAACAGAGGCAGAAGGCAUCACCCCACCCACCAAAAUGAAAACACCUCUCUCUUCUUCUUCUUCUCCGGCGUCGUCGUCGUCGCUUUCUUCUUCUCUGAGAAAGACGCGUCUCUCGCCUUACCUCUUCGCCCUGCUAUCGUUCAUCGUCUUCGUCUCCAUCCUCUACGGCGAGGACCUGGUCUGCAUCUUCGGUCAACAGCGCCAACUCCGCCCGACCUCGCCUCGGCCCGGGCCGCGAACCGGUGAGUUGACUCGUCCCUCCAUCUCCUCAUCUAACGUAGAGAAGACGGAUUCCGAAACGCGGGGCGCGCGCCCCGCCGGCGGCACUAUCUAUGAGGCGGCCGUUGACGGCGUUCUUCGAUCGUCAGAACAGCGGAAGAGCGGCGCCAGCGGUGGCGAGCCGGUUAUUCCCUUCGCGAUAGGGAGGGGGGAGGAAGGGUGCGACGUGUUCAGCGGGAGGUGGGUGAGGGACGAGUCGGCUCGGCCGAGUUACGAGGAGUCGGAGUGCCCGUACAUCCAGCCGCAGCUGACGUGUCAAGAGCACGGCAGGCCGGACAAGGACUACAGGAACUGGCGCUGGCAACCUCAUUCCUGUUCUCUGCCCAGAUUCAAUGCAACGUUGAUGUUAGAGACGUUGAGAGGGAAGAGGAUGAUGUAUGUGGGUGACUCCCUAAACCGAGGGCAGUAUGUUUCGAUGAUCUGCCUCCUCCAUUCGCUCAUCCCUGAAGGUUCCAAGUCCAUGGAAACCUUUGACUCCCUCACUGUCUUCACUGCCAAGGACUACAAUGCUACGAUCGAGUUCUACUGGGCGCCAUUUCUUCUCGAAUCGAACUCAGACAAUGCCGUCAUCCACCGGGUGACUGAUAGGUUUGUACGCAAAGGCUCAAUCAACAAGCACGGGAGGCACUGGAAAGGAGUGGACAUACUGGUGUUCAACACCUAUCUUUGGUGGAUGAGCGGGGUCACCGUGAAGAUCCUGAAAGGGUCUUUUGAGGAUGAGGUCAAGGAUGUUGUGGUGAUGAGCACCGAUGAUGCUUAUAGAAUGGGAAUGAAAAGCUUGGUGAGAUGGGUGCAGAAGAAUAUGGACCCUAAGAAGACCAGAGUUUUCUUCACUAGCAUGUCACCUACUCAUGGAAAUAGCGAAGAAUGGGGUGGCGAACCGGGAGACAACUGCUACAACCAAACGACGCCGAUCAAAGAUCCAAACUACUGGGGCUCGGAUUCUCGGAAAAGCAUAAUGCAGGUGAUAAGCGAAGUGUUCAGCAAAUCGAAAGUGGCCAUCACAUUCCUGAACAUAACUCAGCUCUCGAACUAUCGAAAGGACGCUCACACGAUGAUUUACAAGAAGCAAUGGAGCCCGCUGACUCCGGAGCAGCUAGCAAACCCUGUAAGCUAUGCAGACUGUGUGCACUGGUGCUUGCCUGGCCUUCAAGAUACUUGGAACGAACUUUUAUUUGCUAAGCUAUUUUAUCCUUAAUCAAUCGAAAUUACACCUGUAAAAAUGGAUGCUGCAACAUUUCUUUGAUUCUUUUGAUAAAACGAAAAAUAGAGCGUGCAUGGAAACCAAGAACAAAAUUAGUAAA
Syzygium oleosum is the source of this 1624-nucleotide messenger RNA. Its product is annotated as protein trichome birefringence-like 33. Bases 76 to 1518 code for a protein of 480 amino acids. Gene Ontology annotation, molecular function: O-acetyltransferase activity. NCBI's taxonomy places the organism in Eukaryota, Viridiplantae, Streptophyta, Magnoliopsida, Myrtales, Myrtaceae. The record is from RefSeq and is a predicted model, not a curated record. The transcript is spliced from 5 exons. Gene Ontology annotation, cellular component: Golgi apparatus.